CACAGCUCCCGCACCGCCGCAGCGCCCCCAUGCCCCACGCCCUCGCCCUCGAACUCCGACGACAAACCCUCCCCUGCGCGCCCUAGCCCAUCGCCGCCAUGCGCGGCGGCGGGCUGCUCCGGGCCCUGGCGGGCAGGUUGCGCGCGGCCCUCGUCGGCCGCAUCCGCUACGGCGGUGGCCGGGCCCACGGCGGAGGUGGCGGCCCGGCUGCGAGGGGAGGUCACGUGGUGAGGACCGAUGGAUCCACCGGCGAGACCGGGCGGGGCUCGUACCAGGGGGGAGGCUCGUACGGCGGGAGGAGCAGCGAGGGCGGGCAGGGCUCGUACCAGGCGGGAGGCUCUUGCGGCGGGAGGACCGGCGAGGGCGGGCAGGGCUCAUACCAGGCAGGAGGCUCAUACGGCAGGAGGUCCGGCGGAGACGGCACCGGGCAUGGACACGGAGGGAGCGCACGGGGUGGGCGCGGCGCGCGCGGAUCAGAGCAUGAGCAGGCCAACGGUUUCUGGGGAGGCCUUCGGCGCCGCCUGAAGAAGACGCUUGAUGAGCGUGACCUGCUGGAGAACCUCGAGGAGCUGAAUUACCAAGUGGAGCGAAUCGAAAGGAUCCAAAACUUGCCGGAGAGGAUCGCAGCCAUUGGGCAGAAGUUCCAUGAUCACUGGGUUACGGUCAGCCUUGCCUUCAGCACAAUGUAUGCAACUGUAUCAGGAAAGGUCCAGGACCAGGCCGUUUCAGUGAAGGCCAAGAUGAUUGACCAGGCUGUUUCAGUGAAGGCCAAGAUGAUUGGGGUGAAGGAUAAACUGAAGGAAAGGCUCUCUCCGCAGAAGGUCAGACCGAACGACGAUCAGCCGGAAGAUGAACCUAUUGCCAUACCAUUGGCAACAGAUUUCUCUCCAUGAGCCGGUACUGAAGACGGCUAAAACUUGCACGAAACACCGCCAGUUGUUAGAGACUAAACCAGCAUGAGCCGACAGAAAGUAAUGCGUGUAUUAGUCUCAUAACAACGCUUGUCUUUUUUUCAUCAGUGUCUUGCCGUAGCUUGUUAGAUACUGAUCACUGAAUCAGCUUCUGUUCUGGGCAAGUCGGGCAAAACCCAUCUUGCCAACAAUUACCUGAUGUGUGCUGGCUCAGUUCAUGAGCAGAUGGAUGCAUCUUUUGUAUGCGCUACUGUCAGGGCGAGAACAGUAGCAAAUUAGCUGCAACAGCCCUUGUAUGUUUGCGAAGUCCGCCCGCUGAAUCAGGGGCUGCCCUCUGCAUGUGAAAACUUACUCUUCAGUUGUAAGGACAAUUUCUUAAAUUCUCAGGCAACUUCAUGUCUUCUGUAUCAAAACACUGCUCAUUUCUGAUAAGAUUGUGGCCAAAAUGUAAAGCA
Molecule: messenger RNA, 1366 nt
Organism: Triticum aestivum (bread wheat)
Lineage: Eukaryota; Viridiplantae; Streptophyta; Magnoliopsida; Poales; Poaceae
Product: keratin, type II cytoskeletal 1
Exons: 3
Coding region: 99-893 (264 amino acids)
Source: RefSeq, a predicted model, not a curated record